Arachis duranensis is the source of this 2112-nucleotide messenger RNA. Its product is annotated as rRNA (cytosine-C(5))-methyltransferase NOP2C. The coding region runs from base 13 to 1896 and encodes 627 amino acids. The record is from RefSeq and is a predicted model, not a curated record. Gene Ontology annotation, molecular function: methyltransferase activity; RNA binding. The transcript has 12 exons. NCBI's taxonomy places the organism in Eukaryota, Viridiplantae, Streptophyta, Magnoliopsida, Fabales, Fabaceae. Gene Ontology annotation, biological process: RNA methylation.
UUGUUUGAAUGAAUGAAGAAAGAGAGGGUAACGCUUACGCUGCUGAAAACCCUUGGAAGCUGCAGAAGACGAUUCCAUAAAACCCCCAACGUUGCCGUCACUCACCGCCAUCAAACAACAAUGGAGGAACAACAACUCCACUCCGAUCGAUACUCCUUCAAUCCAACGCUCAAAUGGAAUCCAGAGGUUCAUAACUACUUCGCCAAAGCUUAUGGCGCCGAUCGCUUCUCUCGCAUCUCCAUCGCUCUAACCCGUCCUUCUAGGUACUCUUGUAUUCGGGUUAACACGAUGAGGUCCACUACUGAUGCUGUUAUUGAGAAGCUACGGGCGAUUUUGAAGGAGUCUUCCUCAGGUUCUGGGGAUGUCUCUGAGAAUGGUGCUAAUGGGAACCUGGCAUUGGUGGAAAGCGAUGAUGGAGAUAGUAAUCCUUUAAGAGGGGAUUGUCUUGGUGCUGGUGCUGUUUCUAAGUGCCAGAUUCCUGGGAUGGAAUAUGUGGUGUUUGUUUGGGGUUCAGGGCCUCGUCACAUCAAUUAUGGUUAUGCACCUGAUUUGCCUCCUCCCAAGGAGGUCAUCGUUAGUAGGAAGUGUGCCGAGGCUGUUCUUCGGGGUGCUCAGGCAUAUGUUCCUGGUGUAAUGGCUUGCAGUGCUCAUGUUGAGAAAGGAGAUACUGUUGCAGUCUCAGUUGCUGUGGAGCAGAAGGGUGUGGAUGGGGGAUGGAGUAUUGGUAUGACACGUGGUACUGUUCUCCAAGGAUCACAAGCAGAUCCAUAUUAUUUUGAACGGAAUGGGCUUUAUAUUGGCCAAGGAACAGCAAUGAUGUCAAGGGCUGGACUGUUUCGGGUUCCUGAAGGAGUUGGUGUGGAGAUGAAGAACAGAGUAUAUGAACUUCAUUCUUUUCAUAAUGUUCUUGAAGGAGAAAUAUUUCUUCAAAACCUGCCAAGUAUUGUUGCUGCACAUGCUCUAGAUCCACAAAAGGGUGAGAGGAUACUAGACAUGUGUGCUGCACCUGGAGGGAAAACAACCGCAAUUGCAAUACUUAUGAAGGAUGAAGGAGAGAUCAUCGCAACUGAUAGAUCUCAUAACAAGGUGCUGGAUAUUCAGAAAAGGGCAAAUGAAAUGGGCUUGAGUUGUAUAAAGACAUUUAAAUUGGAUGCUCUUAAAUCUGUUAGUCGAGGAAACCAUACUAACGCUUCUAUUGGUCCAAGCUCUUGUGAUGCCAAUAAUGGUAUGGCAAAUAAAGUGUCUGAUUCAUCAAAUGUGCAAGGAGAAGGAAUCUUGUCUAUUAUUGAAGAUAGGUUAAAAACCGAGGUCAUGGAGGAAAAUGGUAAUGGUGAAAAGGCUAAUGGAAAAGUUUAUUUGAGCAAAGCUGACAUCCGGAAGAGUAUGCGAAGAGCACGAAAUGGACCUGGAAGAAAUCAGAGCUUAGGUGGCAGGGUUGAUGGUUCAAAAGGUUUCUCUCCUAAUAGUUUUGAUAGAGUUCUUCUGGAUGCUCCCUGUUCUGCCCUUGGUUUAAGGCCUCGGUUAUUUGCUGGAGAGGAAACAGUUGAAUCUUUAAGAAACCAUGGAAAAUACCAGAGAAGGAUGUUUGACCAGGCUGUUCAAUUGGCUCGACCAGGUGGAGUAAUUGUCUAUUCAACUUGUACAAUUAAUCCCGGUGAGAAUGAAGCUUUAGUUCGGUAUGCUUUGGAUAAAUACAAAUACUUGUCAUUGGCACCACAGCACCCAAGACUAGGAGGACCUGGACUAGUUGGUAGUUGUGAAUUUCCCGACGGAUACUUGGAGGAGUGGUUACGACCUGGAGAGGAAAACCUAGUUCAGAGGUUUGAUCCAUCAUCCCCACUUGAUACAAUUGGAUUUUUCAUAGCCAAAUUUGUUGUUGGGUCUAAAGAUGGUUAGCCAGAAUCUAUGUUUAGUUCACUUUUGCGCUUUGCGGUUUGACUUCGAGGAUUCGAGCAAAGCUUUCAAAGACUGGCUUGUGACUCGUGAGUUGUGACGACAAUCAGGAGAACGAAGUGAUAUUAUGAAUUCCCUUGCACUUUAGUCAAAUGGAACAAAGGUUAUACCUUAUAGAAGAAAAUUAAAGGGGGAAAAAUUGCCGGGGUUAAGAGUCUA